CACAGUGCCAAGAGCACCCAAGAUACCUUCUGCAUGUCCUUUCAAGCUCGUGGACAAACAAUCGAGACAUCGAGACAUCAACACUUUCACCUGAUCCCCACAAAAACUCACAAGACAAACAAACAUACAAACAAACAUCAUGAAUCGAUCAACAGUUGAUGCAUCGCGGCCCUUCGCGACCCCACAGGUCUUGCAAAAGGCACGCCAUGGAGAACAAUCUCCUAGCCAGGUUCAGGUGAUCAAUGGCUCCCCUCCGCCAAUGCCUCCCAUGUUGGGAAGAAACAAUAAAACAAAACCUGCUUUUGCCAGUGAGAACAUGCCUCCAUCCAGUGUCCCACUCCAGAAGCCGCUGCCAUUGUUGCCUCCUUCCCACUGUUCCCCACCCACUGAGAUCAACGGUAGUCCGCCAAAGAUUGUUCCAUCCGACUCGGACGCUUCAUUGAAAUCCCAAGCACCCAGUGACAUGUCCGCUCCUCCCGGGAUGAUCACCAGGUAUGUAACCAAGACCACUGUCAAGAACGUCAACGGCAAGAACGUCGUUGAGAAGACUACGGUUACCUUUACGGAGCCUCUGAACAAGCAACCGCAGGGAUGGGGCGGAAGACUGAUGAAAAAGUUUGGAAAGAACAAGAACAGUGGAAAGCUCAAGCCUUUGUCAACACGUGAAAUGAACACUGCGCUAGCUACCGUGCAAGAAGAUGCUGCUCAAACGGAUGCAGAAGUUCCAAAGGUUGAAGCGGCAGUGCCACGAUCCAAGAAGCGAUGGUCCAUGUUCCGAAAGGGAAAGGGAAAGCAGAAGCCCUCCACGAAGUCAGCACUGGUCCAAGAAGCACCUUCAGCUGCAAAUAAACAACAGUCCCAGGCUGCAGCCACUUUGGCGCACCAGACACAACCGGUUGGAGCGAGCACUUCCGCCGCUGCGCCUCGUUCUUUUCAAGUUGUUUCGGUGCCACCGGGAUUGACUUCAGCCGAGGCAUGCGCAGCUCUUCUUGCGGCGUUCCCUCCAUCGCCCGCUGCUACAGCUUCGGCGGCGCCUCGUUCGCCCUGCCCAGUGCCAAUGGAACAAGCACCCCCACCAGUUUCAACAAGCUCGACCCAAACCAGCCCUCCUGUGCUGCUGCCAAGCGACGACGAGACCAUUUUGGAGUACUAUUCGGUGGCUAACGAUGAUGCUGUAUCAGAGUACGAGGAGAUGACCAUUCUGGACGACCAAAUGUACGACGUAUCUUACUUCGAAGAAGAGACAGUCCUAGACGAAAGAUCAUAUGACGUUGGAUCUUACUUCGAAGAAGAGACGGUUCUAGACGAAAGCGUCCACCAACGUGACAUGAUGCAACAAAGGGGUCAAUUUAGAAACGAAGCGGCGACAUCGCCAACAAUCAAGAUGGAGGGAAUGGACUUGCUCAUGGCCAACAUUCGGCAACGGGCGGACAAGGUGCACUAGCUUGCCGUACUCCAAGUGGCAGUUUCUCUUCUCACUGAUGAGGUACCACAUGGCCCCUUAGAACGAUGUACACGAAGUAUAUCCCUCUCAUGAUGCCGCGAAAGAAAGUAUGGACUUGUAUCUUAGAUAACAGAUAUUGUAACCAUUCCCUAAGUAGACUACAUGUUGUUCACUGGACUCU
Messenger RNA from Seminavis robusta, 1625 nucleotides. NCBI's taxonomy places the organism in Eukaryota, Bacillariophyta, Bacillariophyceae, Naviculales, Naviculaceae. The record is from the annotation of a GenBank genome assembly.